Penicillium malachiteum is the source of this 1965-nucleotide messenger RNA. Its product is annotated as magnesium transporter CorA family protein. Gene Ontology annotation, molecular function: magnesium ion transmembrane transporter activity. Gene Ontology annotation, biological process: intracellular magnesium ion homeostasis; magnesium ion transmembrane transport. The record is from RefSeq and is a predicted model, not a curated record. Lineage: Eukaryota; Fungi; Ascomycota; Eurotiomycetes; Eurotiales; Aspergillaceae. The coding region runs from base 1 to 1965 and encodes 654 amino acids. The transcript has 2 exons. Gene Ontology annotation, cellular component: plasma membrane.
AUGUCUGACACCCCUCGUUCGGAGAAGGAGCUGUGUCUCACCCGAUUCAGCACCCCAGUGCCGGAAUUGGACGACCACCGCUUCUCGAUGGAUCCUCCACGUAUUGAGACCACUAUGGAGGAUUCGAUGAAGGAGUUCAACUUCGGUCACCAAGGACCAAAGGGAGAGACUCUGGACCGUCCCGAUCUCUUGCAUGCCAAUGACGCUCUACGUGAUGGUCCCUUGUUCCGAGACUUUGAACAAGCUGUCGUGGAUGCCUCAGAUGAUGAAGGAAACGGGGUCGGCCAUCGCUUCUCUGCUGAUCCCACGGCUCAGUUCCAAACCCCACGCCGCAUUAGCGUUGGCCAUCAAGACCUGGGCACUGUUUCCCGCGCCUCGUCUGUGUCCGCUCGGUCAUCCUCGCCACCAAACUCCGUGGAUGCCUUCGCUGAUCCUCGUCGCCGUGAACGCGCCAAUACUCUCGACAGCCAUGGCCCUCCAGAUCUCGAGGCCAUGCUCCAGCGCACCGUCUCUGGCGGUACGCAGGCCCGGCGUCCGACUUUCAGCAAUGCGAGUGUCAUUCGCCCUCAGCCUGGUGAUCUUCCCGAUGGCCCGGAAGAGGCUUGUGUUCAUCCAUUCGAGGAGCCUGGUCGAAUCCCCGUCAUCGACUAUGAGGAACUGGAGGAGUUCGUGGCCCUGAACCAACAGGUCAGGACUACUAUUGCCCGCCGUAAGCACAGCAUGAGCUCGCAGAGCAAGAGCCCUCGCAUCUUCUACGAUCUGCGCCCCGGUGAGAAAGGCCAGACGGGUGGGAUUCAGAAGUCCGAAUCAACCGAUACGACUGGUACGUACCGAGCCAAUGAGGAUUCCGAGGAAGAGUUCCCCAAGGUUGUCGACGAGAAGCAACUGGUGGAGAAUCUCCCCAAUAUCAGUGACCCUAUGCGAUUUGGCUUCUUCUCUUCUGAGUCCCAGACAACAGUCCAUGCUGCAGACCUUGGAGAUUUGGUGCUCCCUGGUGAUAGCUUCCGUGACCUUUUCCAGCUGGGUCCUGAGGGUGGUGUAUGGUGGUUGGACGUGGUCAACCCUACUGAGGAGGAGCUGGGUGCAAUCUCCCGCGCAUUCUCCAUCCAUCCCCUGACAACCGAGGAUAUUCUCACGCAGGAAGCUCGUGAGAAGGUCGAGCUGUUCAAACAGUACUACUUUGUCUGUUUCCGCACGUUCUUCCAGAUGGACAAGACCAGUGAGGAGUUCCUGGAACCGGUCAACUUCUACAUGGUGGUCUUCCGUGAUGGAGUCUUGACCUUUUCAUUUGAGAACAACCCUCACGCUGCCAACGUUCGCAAGCGUAUUGGAAAGUUGCGUGACUAUGUCUCGCUGAGUAGUGAUUGGAUUUGUUACGCCAUGAUUGAUGACAUUGUUGAUAGCUUUGGUCCUGUUAUCCGCGAUGUCGAACUCGAAUCCGAGGCAAUUGAAGACCAUGUAUUCAUUGCCCGAGUAGACGACUUCGAGUCCUUCUUGCCCCGUAUUGGUGGUCUCCGCAAGAAAGUCAUGAGUUUGAUGCGCCUUCUUGGUGGAAAGGCAGAUGUCAUUCGAGGAUUCUCGAAGCGUUGCAACGAGCAGUACUCGGUGACUCCACGUGGCGAUAUUGGUCUUUACUUGGGUGAUAUCCAGGAUCACGUCGUGACCAUGAUGUCCAACUUGGCUCACUUUGAAAAGAUGCUGAGUCGGUCGCACACCAACUAUCUGGCCCAGCUGAAUGUCACCAACUUGGUUCUCGGUAACCAUGUGAACAAGGUUCUUAGCAAGGUGACCCUCAUCGCUACCAUGCUCGUCCCCAUGAACUUGAUCUGUGGUCUGUUUGGUAUGAACGUGAAUGUCCCUGGAAAGGACGCCGGUGGCCUGGGAUGGUUCUUUGGUAUCUUGGGAGUAAUGGGAGCUAUUGUUGUGGUGAGCAUGUGUCUUGCACGUUGGCAGAAGUUAGUUUAA